Exaiptasia diaphana is the source of this 2020-nucleotide messenger RNA. Its product is annotated as band 4.1-like protein 5. The coding region runs from base 59 to 2020 and encodes 653 amino acids. Gene Ontology annotation, cellular component: cytoskeleton. The transcript has 21 exons. Lineage: Eukaryota; Metazoa; Cnidaria; Anthozoa; Actiniaria; Aiptasiidae. The record is from RefSeq and is a predicted model, not a curated record.
CGGUGUCAAGUCGGUUUAUAUAGAUAGUUAACGUGGGACUGUUUGGUGGUGUUUUCUGAUGUCGUGCUUCGGGAAAAGAGAGACUGAAUUUUUAAAAAAAGUUGUUCUCUUGGACGAAAGCGAGUUUCCUGUCACAAUUCAAAAGUCAACAAGAGGACAGGAAGUCUUGGAGAAAGUGUUUGGACAUAUCAAAAAAAUAGAGAAGGACUACUUUGGUCUUCGGUACAUCGAUAAAUCAAAAAAUCAGCGAUGGUUGGAUCCUAUGAAACUCGUCAUGAAUCAACUAAAAUCUGGACCUCCUUAUCUUCUUUACUUCUGUGUCAAGUUUUACGCGUCUGAUCCUUGUUGUCUUUCUGAAGAAAUAACGAGGUAUCUUUUCUUUCAGCAAUUGAAGAGGGAUAUAUUUCAAGGAAGAAAAAAAUGCUCUCAAAACAUCCUGGCAGAGAUUUCCGCCUACGCUUUACAAUCUGAGCUGGGUAAAAAAAGUAGCAGACAACACACRCCUGGUUACGUUUCCGAGUUUCGUUUUAUAAAAAAACAAAAAGAAGACCUUGAGGCAAAAAUUAGCGAAUCACAUAAAAAGCUUAAUGGCAUUGUUCCAUCUGUGGCUGAGUACAUGUACCUAGACAGAGUCAAGUGGAUGGAAAUGUAUGGCGUCGACUUGCACUUAGUCAAGGGCGAAGAAAAAAAAGAAUAUUUUGUUGCUUUAAAGCCUUCUGGUGUUGUUGUAUAUAAUAAAAAAACACCUGUGGGAACCUACUUAUGGCCCAAGAUUACAAAAAUAGAUUUUAAAGGAAAAAAGUUUUAUCUCAACGUAAAAGGAAAAGAGAGCAGAGAAUAUAUUUACGUAUUCUACUUAGCUCGUAAAUCUGCUUGUAAGCAUCUGUGGAAAUGUUGCGUUGAGCAUCACGCGUUUUUUAGGCUUGACAAAGUAAAGCCACCUCCACAGUCAAACCUUUCUGGCUUUUUACGCACUGGCUCUGGAUUCAGAUACAGCGGCCGAACCCAGAAAGAAGCUAUGGAACAAGGAAAUAAAAUAAAAAAAAAAAGUCCUUGGGUACAAAGAAAACCAAGUAAAAGAUACGAGAGAAGAGACAGUCAGGCCAGUGAAAGAGGCAACAAAUCGAGUCAAAAAAAUAUCCAAGUAAAGAAUGGUGUAAUACCAAACUGGCCUGUUAGUACCCCUGACGGGAAUAGUUACGUGACAUCACCAGGGUAUAGUAUGAAUGACUCUAGAAAAAAAGCGAUGCCUUGGGAAGAACUCGCUCAGACCCAAGCAGGUCUGUACACGCCCGCUCCAGGGUCUCCCCGCUCUACACGAAGCGAAAAAAAUACGGGAAAAUCAAGGAAACGGUCUCGUUCUCCCAAGUUUCCAAAACCUCACCGGCGUUCUGGUCAAAGCAGCGGCAGUGAAACAGACAAAAAAAGAAGACGGUCCAGAUCAAAGUUAGCGUAUUAUUCAGACGAUGAUGUGGGAAGACGACGGAGACAUCACAAAAGAUUGUUGUUUAGGCAUCACCGUGGUGAUGGUCAGCAGUCCUACGACGGUAGGUCAGAUGGAAGUUCUCGACCGAGGCAGAGCCGAGGUUUCAGCGAUUACGAUCAACAUGACUCCAACUCUGAAAAAAAAAACCCAGCUCUCGAUAUUAUCCAACCUCGGGUUGCUAUGACACGAGAAGCCAAAGAAUUACGUCAUAGACACCAUCGUCACCAUAGACACAGUCACCAUGGCAACCCUCCUAGUGAGUCGGGUCAUUCAGCGUUCUCAGCACCUAUACCCACCAAGGUCCUUCAUAGCAUGGCACCUGAGUAUGGGUUAUAUGGCCAGCAGAGGCAACAGAUAUCUACUGGUUCCAUCAAACAUCACAGCACGUAUGAUAACAAUGCAAAAAAAAAACUUUACGGAUCACCACAACGAUACAAUACGUCUAGUGUAGAAGCUAAAAAAAAACCAAACGAUUGGUGUGUACUUUACUAUACUGGCACUUUCUCUCUCAAAAAAAUUCUCUACAGUAAAUGA